AUGAACAGGAGGCAUGGAUCGUUCACGUACAGAAACGAGGGUAGUGUCCAGGCCUUUGGGUCAAAGGAAAACACUCUUCUUGUUGCGACGCCAGGUAAGCUGGUCGAGUGGGAUAGAACAAGAAGGAGGGUUGCUAAAGAGGUGCCUGUGGACAUGGAAGUGACGGAUGUUAAGGACUUUAAUGGGCACUGGGUUCUGCUGUCAAAAAGCAGUGUUGGGCUUCUUUCUGGAAGCAAGGUAGAGGAAGUUACUACAAAAGGGCCUCUGGAUGCUUCUGUUGUAUACAGGGAUCGGUUUCUGCUUGUGGGCGACAAAGAGAUCACAGUCAUCGCCGCCAUGGAGGAGAGUGUUGAGGUCAGAAGGACAAGGCUGGCAUCUGACAAUGGGGUGUGCACAUGCGGAGUGGCUGCCACGAACAAGCUAUUUCUGUCAUUUGAGAACGGAAAGGUGUUCGUUGUCGAAGAGCCAAAGGUAACAGAGAUUCUGGCAGGGAGGGCUAGUGAGAUGAGAAUGGAUGAGUUUCAGUGCCUGAUAUUCCUGAAAGAGCCCAUAGUCUCGAUCAAUCUCCUUGGGGAUGUGCUGGUGGUAUCGCUGUUCAACAAAAAGGUUCUUGCACUGAGUCUGGAAACUAAGGAGGCCUCGUUCACCGAGUUGCUCUACGAUAUCAAGGCCUCCGCCACAUGGAACAACCUGAUUGUUGUCUGCGACAGCAGAAACAACGUUAUAUUUCUCACACAGGGCCUCGAAGUUACUUACGGCAACUGCCUUAAGGAGGAGAUAUGCAAUAUAUUGACUGACGGCCCAAGACUGAUCAUAGGAUUCAAGGUGGGCGUCGUGAAGGAAUACGAAGGGGAUGAUGGAGCUUGGGCUGAGUUGGCUUGUGGAGUGCCCAGGUGA
Molecule: messenger RNA, 897 nt
Organism: Encephalitozoon cuniculi GB-M1
Lineage: Eukaryota; Fungi; Microsporidia; Unikaryonidae
Exons: 1
Coding region: 1-897 (298 amino acids)
Source: RefSeq, marked provisional